AAUGCUUCCUACUUAUUGUUCUGUGUUUCUAUUUCAGAAUUUUUGGAGAACUAACGUAUUUUUCAAAAUAGGCUAAAGAGUCAAAACCAUCCCAAACCAGUACCAAUUCAAGAAUCUGAACCAACUUACCUGGUUAGGGUUCCGACUUCUGAUUCACCCUAUAAUGGUUACUGCAAGGUAACUGCCUAUGAUUUCUAACUUCCUAUACUUCUUUUUUUAACUCAUAUUCGAACAUUUUGGUUUAUAUUAGAAAAAUUAGGAUCUCUUUACUUAUUUUUCAAUUUUUUAUUUCUUUUUCCUGUUUCCCGUUCUACAAUAUUUUGUAUCCAUUACCCAAAUCUGAGCACUUGUGAGAAGCAUUAACACUCUCAAAGCACUGUAGCACCAUGUAUGUUCCUUUUUGAAAAACGAAAAAUGACUUCUCUAAUUUUAGAAGAAAAUCUGAGGCAUGUCUUGUUUUUUAUUUUGGAAAAUAAACAGGUCAACACGUCUUCCAAUUUUCUUUCCUCCAUUGUUUCAGUUUUGUUGAAAACAGAAAAUAUUCUUAGUAAACCACCCCCAGGAAAACGUGAGCAACAAUAUAUUGGUGCUCCUCUCUAAAAACCUAGAGGCCGCCUCCCCUCUUUGUUGUAGGCAUGGAUCGGUUUCGGGCCGGGCUCUGGGCCGGUCCAAACCAGGCUGGUCUCAGGCCGGUUUAUUUUUUUUUUUUUUUUUUGCUUUUCUAAUUAACCCCCGACCCCCCCCAACCCCCCAAAAACACCUAGCCCAACCCGGGAAAAACAAAAAAAAUUGAAAAAACAAAAAAUAAAUAAAUAGGUCCGAACCGGGCCCGGCCGGUUCCAAAGGAAGGGUAGGCCCGAAACCGGACUGCUCUAACACACCAGGCCGGUCCUAGGCCUGGUUCCCGGGCCGUUCCGGGCCCGCACAGUGGCAGGUCGGGCCGGUUUCCGGGCUGGGCCGACCUGAACCGGUCCAUGCCUACUUUGUAAGGGUUGAGAUUUUCCGCCGUCCCUAUCAAUAUGGGGCUGGAGCGGCAGAUUAUUUUGAUUGCAAGUGUUCUAACGCUUGGGAUUGCAACUACGUCGAAGGAGAUAACGUUGGCGGAUAAACAGAUUGCGGCUGAGAGUUUGUAUCGGUGCUGGAUCGUGAAACAUUGGUCGGCUGCUCCGGCGGUGGUGGAGUUGGUAUUCACCCAUAUUGCAAGAGUCCGUCCUCCUCCGGAACCACCCCCAUACCAGGAAGAGUUUUGUGGAAAGAUUUUAUUUCAAUAUUAUUGUUUCUUUAGUAAUACUUGUUUUUGUUGUAGUCCGGCUGUCCGGGUAGAUUUGGUUUAAAUGUUUGAAUUUUUGGAGUUCUUUUGAUAGGCAAGGUUUCAGAUCCGUUCGUUAAAUUUGCGCGUUUCAGGUUUAGUAAGUCAUGUUGCUUUGUAUGACGUGAUUGAUUCUAUGUCUACUCCUAGGCUUCACGAUUGGAUCUGUAAAAUCUGUCUGAAGAUUGUCGUGUAUGCACUCUCAAUUUUAAUAUAAAG
Cuscuta epithymum is the source of this 1528-nucleotide messenger RNA. NCBI's taxonomy places the organism in Eukaryota, Viridiplantae, Streptophyta, Magnoliopsida, Solanales, Convolvulaceae. The record is from the annotation of a GenBank genome assembly.